Molecule: messenger RNA, 2761 nt
Organism: Hydractinia symbiolongicarpus
Lineage: Eukaryota; Metazoa; Cnidaria; Hydrozoa; Anthoathecata; Hydractiniidae
Product: X-ray repair cross-complementing protein 5-like
Exons: 27
Coding region: 306-2534 (742 amino acids)
Biological process (GO): cellular response to X-ray; DNA recombination; cellular response to gamma radiation
Cellular component (GO): Ku70:Ku80 complex; nucleus
Molecular function (GO): telomeric repeat DNA binding; double-stranded DNA binding; DNA helicase activity
Source: RefSeq, a predicted model, not a curated record
AUCGCCAUGAUAUUUUUUGUGUUUUGGACCCUUUAAUUACAAAAUGUUAUGACGAAGGUAGUUCAUAAAGUUAAUUUACUCUUUUAACGGCAUGCAUAGUUUUGUAUUGGUUUAAAGUAAAGUGUUGACAAUCCUUAAAAAAUUUUUAUUUUACCGUUUAUCAACUUUAAGCUGUGUAAAAGGUGAGAUCUGAAAAUCCAAAUGCUUGUGUAAUGGUCAAGUGUACUUGUUAACGCUUAGGUUUUUAUAGAGACUACAUUUAAGAAAAAAUACGUAUCAUGAACCUCUGACCUACGUAUCUUAUCAUGGCAGCCAAGGCAGAAGCAGUUGCAAUUAUUAUUGAUGUCAACCCUUUGAUGAGUGAAGCGCCGGAAGGUGAAGAAACACCCCUACAAAAAUGCAUAGCUGCCACAAACAUGAUUAUCCAAAGAAAGAUAUUUAACGAUACUAAGAAAAAUAAGGAUGAAGCAGCUUUAAUUCUGUUUGGAACUGAUGGAACUUCAAAUAGUCUGAAUGAUCAAGCUGGAGAAGGUUAUGAACACAUCACGCUAGCUAAAGAAAUGGAUGUGAUGGAUUUGCCCAUGCUUCAAUUUAUAAACAAUCAAAUCGUGCCAGGUCAUUCCCAUGGAGACUUUAUUGAUGCUCUAGUCGUUGCCUUGGAUCAUUUGCACACUAAAUGCAUGGGGCGCAAGAUGGAACAAAAGAUCAUUCUGUUUUCCAACAUGACUUCUGAAUUUGCUCCUGAUCAAUUGGAUGCAAUUAUUAAUGGUAUUAAAGCGAAUGACGUAAAUUUAAUUUUUGUUGGUCCGGAGGAAAACGAUGAAGGGCAUGAAGAUGAAAAUGUGGGUAAUGGUACUGCAAAUGAAGAUGGAGCAAAUCAUCAAAGAAAUAAUAAUCAUGGUGAAAAUAGGAAGGAGUUGUCUUCGCAACAGAAACAAGGUAUCAAUUGUAUCCGGCAUGUGUUGGAUCAAGUUGAUGGCGAAGGCAUGUCAAUAAGCGAAGUUCUACCACUGCUGAGUUUUUUUGAAAAGCGCAGAAGGAAACUUGUGACUACGUUUCGUGGUGCAAUUGAGAUUGGAUCUGACUUGAAGAUAAACACAUAUGCUUAUGUAAAGACAUCUCAAGAAAGACCAACUUCUUGGAAAAAAUUAUCAGCACUCGCAGAACAAGCUGUUAAUCGUGACACAAUGAAAGUUGAAACUGAACGAACAUUUUAUCGAAACGAUGAAAACCAAACAGAAGUGGAUAAAGAUAACACAACGCAAGCCUACAGAUAUGGUAAGACACUAGUUCCAAUGACGUCAGAUGAUCAGAAAACCCUGAAACUCCAAACAACGAAAGGUUGUUUGGUACUUGGCUUCACUUCAAGAAAUAAUAUUGAACGACAUAUGUUUAGUCGAGUUGGAUGUCAUAUUUUUGUACCUCAACCUGGCGACGAGCAUGCUGCUGUCGCCUUUUCUGCACUGUGUCAUGCACUAGAAGAAAAAAACAUGGUAGCUAUCGUUCGAUAUGUGGCUCGUGGCAACACUGAUCCAAAAAUUGGGUUUUUAGCUCCACAUAUUAAAAGUUCAUAUGAGAGUUUAAUUUUUGUGGCUCUUCCCUUUCGUGAAGAUAUUCGACAAUAUGGGUUUGCUUCACUGCAAGGUGGUAAAAACAAAGAGCCAUCUGAGGAACAGUUGCAAGCUGUUGACUCACUAAUAGAUUCAAUGGGGUUGGUACAGCAUGUUGUAGAGGAUGGAGAGGAAGUAGAAGAAGAAUUAUUUAAACCAAAAAAUAUAUUAAAUCCAAUUAUUCAGAGGCAGUGUCAGUGCAUUCAAAGUCGUGCCUUGGAUCCUGAAGAGUCGCAACUACCAGUAAUAGAGGAAUACAUCCAACGGUCCAUAACAGUGUUACCAGAAAUGGCAGCUAAUUGUCAAGCAACUGUUGAUAAACUCAAGGAAAUGUUUCCACUGGAAGAGGUUGGCAAAAAGAAAACAACUGCGUCGAAUAUGUUUGGAGCAAGUGACAAAGAAACCAAUGCAAAAAAAGCUAAAACAGAAGACGAAACCGAUGGUAAUUUUGAUUUUGCAAGCUUGUCCAGAAAUCAAAUUACUGAGGUUGGUACUGUCAAUCCUAUACAAGAUUUUGAAGUACUGAUUAAAAAUGCUGACAGAGAAAGAUUCCUAGAAGUUUGCAGCCAAAUGAGAAAUCGCAUCAUGCGACUGGUUCUUGAUUCAUUUCUUGAUCAAUAUUAUGCUAAAGCUCUGGAGUGUUUAAAAGCAUUAAAACAACACUGUAUAAAGAUGAAAGUAGCUACAGUUUUUAAUGAGCUACUAAUUGAAUUAAAGGAAGCUACCUUGGGGAAAAGACGUCAGGAAUUCUGGGACUUGGUUGUAACAGAUGAUAUAAAACCUAUUCACACGCAAGAUGCAGCUGAGAGUAAAUAUUCGAAAGAAGAAGCUGACGAGUUUUUUGCAAACAAAAAAGAGGAAGCCUCAGUGGUUGAAGAACAACCUGCCGUCGAGGAUGCUGAUGAUUUGUUGGACAUGAUGUAAAAUCGAUUGGGAUGGCUACAAUCGUCAAUGGAAACAAUGAUCAGUUUACACAGCGUCGAAAUGGCGCAGCGGUUCGUGUGGCUACCAUCUUGCAUACCAACCCAAAUCUGGUGAACAAAUGAACAUUCAAUCUCAUAUACAAAUGAACAUUAACAACUUAUUUCAAUACACGUUCUGUUAUUCGCUUAUGUAAAUGUUUUAGAUAUAAAAAUAUCUAUCAGGACUAA